GUUUAAGCAGCGAGCUCAGAGAGCAGACCUGAGGAAACACCUUGUUUAUCCUCCCUUUAAGGCGGGGCGGUUCCACACAGGUGCGCUGCCUCAGCACAGGUACAAAGGAUGAAGCAUCCUCCCGUUAUACAAGCGUAAAGCGGCUGUGAUGUCUCCAGGAUGGACCUGAUCAAGUACGUCGGCGGCUGUGUGCCUUUGUUUUUCAUCGCCCUCGUGUUUGACGUCGUCGGUCUGAUUGUGCUCUUCGUCGGGAUCUUCGCCAACCUGCGCAUCGACGGCCGCUUUUACGGCGACUUCUUGAUCUACACGGGCUCCCUGAUCAUCUUCUUCAGCCUGGGCUGCUGGCUCAUGUGGUACGUGGGGAACGUCCAGGUGUCCGAGCACGACGGCUCGAAGAAGAGGAACAGCGUGGUCGUGCUGCUGGCCAGGAAAUUAUCCGAGAGGCUGAGCCAGAAGCUGAAAGGCGAGGAACGCGUGAAAUGCGUCGAGGACGACGACCUCAGCCGGGUGGGAUCACCUCCACGCAAGGCCAGCAGGGUGACAUGGGGCAAAUCCACCGCCUACCACAACAAAGGGUACGAUGACUCCCUGGACUCCCCCACCGAGGAGAAGAAAGUGGAGAAAAACCUAGAAGAGAAACUCUGAACUAACACCACUGUACUGAACGGUUACCUUCAUACUGAAACACUCACCUUGUUCCUGCUUUGAUGAGCUGAGACCUGUGACUGUCUCAGCCACAGCUUCGUUUCUGUUUCUGCUAAGAAAAAAAAAAACGGUGCAGAAACGCUUCAGCGCAGCACUCCGACUUUAUUUUACAGGUCUGUCAUUUCCUAAUAAUUCCCAGUGAAGGUUCCUGGAAAGGACUUGGUGCUGUUAACAGUGCACAGCAGGUCAGCUGAGCAGGUGAAAAUGUGGAACUGGUCCACAGGCCAAAAAAAAUGAAGAGUUAAGUUUCCAUUAAAAAGAGAAUAAGGAAUAAAUAUUUACUUGGUUUAAAAUGGUGAAGUUCUCUUGAGGAAAUUCCUUUUAGUUAGCACCAAGUUCCUUGACGACUUAUUAGGAAAUUAUUUAGACAUUUUUAGUAAAUCAUGGACCUGUAAAAUAACUAAUUACCAUCUUUUCAUUAUUUUAUUAAUUUAGCAGUUAAGUUAUAUUUUAUGUGUAUUUUAUUUCAAACAUCAUAUUCUACAUGUUGUUUUUAAAGUUUUCUCCACGCUGCCGGGUAAAGCUUGAUUAUCAGCCACAUUACCAAAGCCCCAUAGGAUCCUAAAAAGCAUGUAUUCCCCCUAAAAUACAGAAUAUUUGAUCUGACUGUGGCUCUGAACCCAGUCGCCUUCUUAGAAAGGGUAUUUUGUCCAACCGAGAAGGACAAAUAUACCCGUCUGAACAGUCCUCCAUCAUUUCAGUUUAAUCUUUUUCAUUUUCCACAAAUGCUUUGUCACAUCUUUCAAAUGCAUUUAACAUAUUUUCUUCAAGUUGUAGCUGCCAGCAGACAGAGUAAAGACGAGCUCUGUUUGCCCUCAGAUCUGCCGUCAAACACACACCCUGGUCGGACUGGUUUGUCUCAGAUGUGUGGUGUUGGUUAAACAAACCUGAAAAUCCUCAACAGGGGAUCAUAUGUGACCUGGGAACCUGGUCAUGUGACCCGGUUCUGCCGCUACUAUUUUGGGAAUAGUAGCUCAGAUUUGAAUUAGAAUAAUGGCAUAGCUUAUGCAAAUGUCAGCUCUGCCACAGUUCGGUUUAUAACGAGGUCUAAAAUUUCCUCUCACACACAGCGAGUGAGUGUUAGCAUGACUGGCAGCACAGCGCACUUUCAUCAAACCCGUGACAGCGUUACAGUAAAUACAACACAAUUCGUCUCUGUUGUGUACACCUGCUGUAACAUGACGCAGGACAGAAAGUCAAAGCCACAGAGCAGAGACAAAUGGUGGCAGUUUGACAGGUCAAACAAGGUGCUCACAGAGAAGUUUCCAUUACGUGCACUUCCUCUUUGUGACAGUCGCCUCACAAUAAGUGUCAUUAUUGUAGCAGUGCAUGAACCAUGGAUUAUUAAAUAUUUAGGCAAGGCUUGAAUGCAGUGUUUCCACCCUGUGGAGCUGCUCCCAAGCUAAAUAUAAAGGGUAAAUAUACUUCCUGGGGUAAAUCUUUGAACUCGGUGGGAGUGAAGUCAAGAGGAGGCUUUGAGCAAUCUGAUAAAAGAUGCAACACACUGGUGCAGAGGCUGCAUCACUUUGGUUUCAUUAGCUGAACAAAAAGAUCUGGGGGGGUGGGCAAUUAAUUAUAGCAGGCUUAUCACUGUGCAAACACGAGCUCAAAGGCGGCUGAUUAUGAAAUAUAUGUGCAUAAAUCUGUCACGCAGGUUACAGACAAUGGGUUGAUUUGUCAGAUUAAUGACAUGAAAAGUGCAAAACAAGUCAGCCCUGCUAAGGAAUGAAGAUGGACUGUGGGAUGUUCAGCUGAUGUUAAUGAGCAGCAUAACCUGUUGUUGUGGCUUCCAGUAAGUCCUGUUCUAUGGGAGAAAUGUAAGGUGUGCUGCUAGUGAAAAAGAAUGAACCAGAAGACAGGAGAGCACUUUGAGACUUGCUCUGACUCCUGUCAGACCUCCAGACAACAUCCACUUGUCCGUCUCACCUGGCCCAGCUAUGGAACAGGGGAGGUGCACCGUCCUCUUCCUGUCGCUGGCUGUCAUUUUGGACAUCAUCGGCUUCAUCCUCUUCUUCGUGGGGAUCUUUGCACCGUUGAGUUUCUGGGACUUUUUCGUGCUGUCUGGACCUCUGCUGAUCUUCCUCAGCCUGGUCCUCUGGAUAUUCUGGUACAUGGGGAGCCUCACUGUGUCUGAGGAGGACCUCAACCUGCCCAAACAAGACAUCCUGUGAAUACAGUAUGAGGGAAGCUGGACUCAACUGCCUAAGAGACUGGACUCGUUCAAACCAGCCACAUGGUGAUGAUGAAAAGGGAACUGGCAGGUGGGACUGAAGCAGAAGCUUCAUCAAAAGAUCAUGAAUUUGUGAGCCUCUGAACCCCUUGAGGUUUUGCCUCACUGAAGGAUAUGGGAUAAAUUCAAAUCCAAGCACAACCUGGACCACAUUUGAAUAAUCCUACAAGAUAAAACACUCCAUUCCAGCCUUGACUUCAGGGUAAAAACAGCUUGUCAUGUUGUGUAUGGACAGCAGUGAUUCCUGGACUUUGUCGGAGUGGAAAAUGUAUUUUUCAGCACUUACAGUCGAAGGAGGAAGCUUUUAAAAAAAACUGCACCAUGAUGAAAUUUUUUUUCUUAUUUAUGUCAUUACUGUCAUCUGUGUACAUUAUGAGUUGAUAUUUAUAUUUCACCAUGUCUCUGCGUGUUCAUAUAAGAUGGAUAAGCCAGUGACAUUAGUAACUAAACAUGCUUAAAAAUGA
Toxotes jaculatrix (banded archerfish) is the source of this 3399-nucleotide messenger RNA. Its product is annotated as transmembrane protein 238-like. Bases 160 to 645 code for a protein of 161 amino acids. The record is from RefSeq and is a predicted model, not a curated record. NCBI's taxonomy places the organism in Eukaryota, Metazoa, Chordata, Actinopteri, Toxotidae. The transcript has a single exon.